Messenger RNA from Helianthus annuus (common sunflower), 945 nucleotides. Its product is annotated as protein-S-isoprenylcysteine O-methyltransferase B. The transcript has 2 exons. Bases 228 to 821 code for a protein of 197 amino acids. Gene Ontology annotation, cellular component: endoplasmic reticulum; membrane. Gene Ontology annotation, biological process: C-terminal protein methylation. NCBI's taxonomy places the organism in Eukaryota, Viridiplantae, Streptophyta, Magnoliopsida, Asterales, Asteraceae. The record is from RefSeq and is a predicted model, not a curated record. Gene Ontology annotation, molecular function: protein C-terminal S-isoprenylcysteine carboxyl O-methyltransferase activity.
AUCUAAUUUCACAAUCUCAGCCCCUCUCUCCAUCAACGGACGCCCGCCACGGUGGCGCGUCAGGCUCUCAACGGCGGCCACUCAGAGCACCGGUGACGCAUUCUCUAAGUAAUGCACUGGAUCUCUUCUCAUUUCACUCCAUCUCUGACGUCUUUUCUGUUUGAAAUAAACCGCGGCCUGGAUCAACUUGGGUUCAACCUUCCAUCUGUUUGAAAGAAGUGUUCAAAAUGAUGGAAACAUUCAGUGAUUCUGCUCACAGACAAUUGUCACAAAUGUUCUACACUUUACUCUUCUUUCAUAUGUCCGAAUACCUUCUAGCAAUCGCGUGUCAUGGGAAAUCUAAAGUAACUACCGAGUCUCUUUUAAUCAGCAAAGAUUAUAUCCUGGCAAUGACAUUCUCAGUUACAGAAUAUUUAAUCGAACUGUACUAUUUCCCCACGUUAAAACAAAAUCGGUCGAUAAGCAACUUGGGUCUUUACAUGGUGAUUUUUGGAGAAACAGUUAGGAAGGUCGCGAUUCUUACUGCUAAAAAGGCUUUUACUCAUAUCAUCCAGAGAUAUCAUGAAGAACAUCAUAAGUUAAUUACUACUGGUAUUUAUGGUAUCGUCCGACAUCCAGGGUAUACUGGUUUCUUCAUUUGGGCUGUAGGUACUCAAAUAAUGCUGUGUAACCCUGUGUCAACCGUUGCGUUUGCAAUAAUCACUUGGUGUUUUUUCUACAAUAGAAUCCCGUAUGAGGAGUUCUUCUUGAAACAGUUUUUCGGGUUGGAAUAUGAUGCGUAUAUGGAACUAGUUCCCUCUGGGAUUCCCUUUGUGAAGUGAUACAUCUGACCUUUUUUUAUACACCUAGUUUUUCUUUCUUGGGCAAAAGUAUGAUGCCAUAUAAGAACUUGCAGCAUAUCACUUGUGUAAAUGAAUCUUUAAUGUCAUAAUGCAUUUUACUUUU